Molecule: messenger RNA, 3013 nt
Organism: Nezara viridula (southern green stink bug)
Lineage: Eukaryota; Metazoa; Arthropoda; Insecta; Hemiptera; Pentatomidae
Source: the annotation of a GenBank genome assembly
AUGCGCAAAACAUCAGCACUCGAGCUGAAGUGUAGCGAUAGCAUCUGCUAUAUAACUUCCGUUGAGAUUCGCGCUUGGGUAUUCUUCGUCAUGGCUCAGUGGAGCCCUUAUACCAUCUUAGUUCUGGUGGUAGCCGCAGUCUCAGCCAGUAAUGGAAACAUCCCGAAGUUCUUGAAAGACUCCAAAACUGGUAAGGAUUUACUUGUGACAGAUGGAGCAGACUGCUAUAGGAAAUGUGAUGGGAACCCGAAGAUCUGUUAUUUUAAACUCAACAUUGAAAGAUAUUCAGUUCUUGGAGGAGCAUGUCGCAACUGCAGCUUGGGAGUUACAGAGGAUUGUCUGAGGCCACAAUGUGUAACAGCUGAUGGUUAUUAUAGGCAUAUGUUAACUAUCAAUAGGUCAUUACCAGGUCCUAAUCUGCAGGUUUGUCGAAAUGACACUGUUGUGGCUGAUGUCGUGAACAUGAUGCCUGAUGAGACUACAUCCAUCCACUUCCACGGGGUCAGCCAGAUGGGUAGUCAGUACUAUGAUGGAGUACCCUAUGUAACUCAAUGCCCAAUCAGUCCUGGUCAGACAUUCAGGUACAUCUUUGAGGCGGACAUGGCUGGAACCUUCUACUAUCAUUCUCACACAGGUAUUCAGAAAAUGGAUGGGUUAACUGGACCCUUCAUUGUCCGUGACUUGGAAUCUGCUGAGGACCCAGACAAAAUGUAUGAUGAAGAUUUACCGGAGCACACAAUACUCAUAUCUGACUGGAGUCAUAUUCCUGGUGAAGGCUUCAUACCAGGCUAUAACACUCCUGAUAUUAGACAAGUUCCAGUGACGUUCUUGUUUAACGGACGUGGAAGGCACCAUGAUGCAACAAAAGUUCUUCCGCUUGCUGAGUACAAAGUUGAGCCAGGUAAGAGGUAUAGAUUUAGAUUGCUGGGCUCUACAUGUAUGACUUGCGCAGUUGUUCUCCAGUUUGAAGGCCACAAGAUCAUUGCAAUCACAUCAGAUGGUGGUCAAGGUUUCAAACCCAUUUCUGUAGACUCUGUAUUGAUCAAUUCAGGAGACAGAUUUGAUGUAAUAAUAAAAGCAGACCAACCUUUGGCUACAUACAGGAUUAUAGCAACUAGCUUAACUGACUACUGUGAUGGCCUAGAACAAGUUGCAUACUUGAUAUAUAAUGGCAGUGAUGAAGUAAAUCUUUUAGGAGAGGUUGUCGACAGGCAGGCUAAUGACUAUGGAGUGAUAUUAAAUGCUGGACUAAGGAUUUGCAAUUCACCCGGCUCAGAGCACAUCUGCCUACAUCACUUGGAAGGAGAUACUGAUGCUCCAGCAAUUGGCAAUAAGCCUUAUGCUAAGUUCAAUAUUUCCUUUGGAUAUUAUUAUUAUGAAGAUGAUGAUCUGUUUAAAGAGGGAACUUAUCAGCAUUACGACGAGUCUACACAUGCUAAUAGACUGAAGUCAUUAGUCAACAAUAUCUCCUUCACAGCACCUCCUUCGCCUGUCCUUAGCCAACUGAGUGACAUACCGGCUUCGUCCCUCUGCAAUGAGGAGUGCUACUCUCCCAACAUCCAGAAGUCUUGCAGUUGUCCUAAUCUGUACAAUAUCCCUCUUGGAGCUGUAGUCGACAUAAUAAUUUUUGAUGAUGGAUACCAUGGGGUUCCAAGUUCAUUUGAUCAUCCAUUCCAUCUCCAUGGAUAUGUCUUUUACAUUCUGGACAUAGGCCUGUUCAAAGAUGGCUUUGAUAACAGGGAGAAUGAAGUGGGAGAAAUGAGCGCCAAGCUCCAUGAAGAUGGUGUGGACCUCAAAGGAAAGCCGGUGAAGGAUACCAUCAGUGUACCUGCAGGAGGAUAUGUCAUUAUUAGGUUCAUUGCAGACAAUCCAGGCUAUUGGCUCUACCACUGCCAUUUUGCAUUCCAUUUGGAGACUGGAAUGGCUGCUCUAUUCAAAGUCGGGGAAGAUAAGGAUUUUCCACCCGUACCUGAAGGAUUCCCUAAAUGUGGAAACUUCUUGCCCACUACAAUUUAAAUGAACUCAAAUAAACAGAUGUAUAUGUUGUACAAAGUCUUUAAACUUUUUAUUGAGAUUUUUUAAUAAAUUAUAUAUUUAUAUAUUUUUUUGUUAUCAUUAUCAUUGAUAAACAACAUACAAACAACAAAAUAAAAAAUUUUAAGAAAAAUUGUCAAUGCACCUAAGUACAUUUCAAAUAACACUACAAAUGACUUGAACGUCCCAACAGUAAAAUCCUACAUCCAUGACAAAUACCCUUUAAUCCUAAAUAACUUUAAUCCAUUAGUCCUUUCUAUUUCCUGCUCUCUAUUAUUUGAUCGAUGCAGACUAAAAAGAAAAUGACCAAGAGACCUACUGCAAUAAAUACAAAAUGAAGCUAAUCAAGCAAACUCACAACUAAUUCCUAUAUCAAAUUUGCUAGAUGUGCUGCAGCACAGGUGCAAAUGGUAAAAAAUGUUAAAUAAAAAAUAAAUAAAAUUAUCAUUGUAUAUGCCACAAGAGACUAAAAAUGCACCAUAAUUAUAAAAUAAAUUUAUAUUAAAUGCUCUUUUAUGAUAAUCACUCAGAUGAAGUGAUGCAGCUCACAGAGAAAAGCGCUGUGUGUGACAGAUAAUUAUCUUUUUUGUGUAUCAGACACAGAUAUAAAGAAUAUACCUCUAUAAAAAAAUUACUCUUGAUUAAAUAAUUAAUCAAGAGGAAAAGCUUGGUGUUUGACUGUGAUCACUGUCAAAUCACAACUCUUGAACCAAGAAAAUGUACUCUUUAAAAAGUACUGGCUCUUUUUUCUCUUCUAACAUUAGGAUUUCAUAAAAAAGGGAAAUUUUUUAUCAAACCCUAGAAGUUCUGACUUUUUCAGGUGAGGAAGGUUAAAGGUGAGAGGAAUGGACAACCAUGAAGAACGCCAAAAACGGCGGGAAAUUUGAUUUGAAUUCUCAAAAAGUCGACUGAGGACCUUGACUCACUUGAGGUUGAAAAAACAGAUAUUCUAGAUGUGAAGAUAACUAUCGGCAAGCUU